This is a messenger RNA of Neospora caninum, 1155 nucleotides long. RefSeq names its product putative 3' exoribonuclease family, domain 1 containing protein. Gene Ontology annotation, biological process: U4 snRNA 3'-end processing; nuclear mRNA surveillance; poly(A)-dependent snoRNA 3'-end processing. Gene Ontology annotation, cellular component: cytoplasmic exosome (RNase complex); nucleolus; nuclear exosome (RNase complex). The record is from RefSeq and is a predicted model, not a curated record. The coding region runs from base 1 to 1155 and encodes 384 amino acids. NCBI's taxonomy places the organism in Eukaryota, Apicomplexa, Conoidasida, Eucoccidiorida, Sarcocystidae. The transcript has 3 exons.
AUGAAAUUCGAGGCAAACUCUGUUUCAGGAAGCGGCGAUGGGGCACAGCCGGCGAGUUGUCCCCACACAACGGAGGCGUUCGUGAGGCCGGAUGGCCGCGAACACGCACAGGAGCUAAGACCUCUCUCUGUGCAACUCGGCUUCGCGAAAACCGCCGACGGCAGCGCCCGGGUCUCUCAGGGUUUGACGAGCGUGAUCGCGCUCGUCGUCGGUCCUGUCGAAGCGCCUCCGGGGAAGUUUUCCAGCUCGGGGUGCGUUUUCCACGUCAUUCUGAAGCCUUUGGCGGUUCCCCCGACGCUCUCGGCUGCGCGGGCGGCGGCCGCGAUGGGGAGCUGCUCAGCCGUUGCGGGCGCCGGAGGCGGACGGAAGGGAAGAACUGGCGGGGACAGUGGCGAGGCCUUCGAACGGUGGAUCGAAGUCCAGCUGCAAACGCUGCUUCAGCACAUGGUUGCUCCGGGCGAGUAUCCCCGCUGUCUGAUUCAACUGACGCUCAUGAUUCUGCAAGACGAUGGCGGGGCCGAGAGCGCGUGUAUCAACGCCGCCUUGGCCGCUCUCAUCGACGCGGGUGUUGCGCUGCGCUUCCGCGCCUGGGCGGCGAGUCUCGUGAGGCUCUCGCGCGGGGCUCGCGCCUUGGAGCGCAGCGAGGAACGUCCCGCCGUCACUGGCUCGGCUCUCUCACCGGCUUCGCAGGCAGGUUCUCGCUGUGAAGGUCAGCAGAGUAGCGGCGCCGGAGAUGAGGACGGCGAGUGGCGAGUCGACCCCUGUAGUGAGGAAGAAGAUGGACGGAAGGAAGGCGCCAUCUGUCUCGUUCUCGAACCUCAAACCGGCGACCUCGUCAGCAGCUUUUUCGAGAGGAGCGUCGGCAGCAGCGCCGCCCACGGGGCGCGUGCGAGCCGCGUGAGUCGCAGCGGCCUCGCCGUGGCAGGGGCUGGCCACGCCAGCCCGUGUGGAGGUUGGUGGGCGAUAGGGAGGGGGGGGAGUGAGGAAAGCAGCGACACGCGCGCCUGUCUGAUGCUCGCGCUGUCUGCUUGUCGAUUCGUCGAUUCACGCGUAAGGGCGGCCUUUCGGGCCAAGAUGGAAACCCCCUGCAAUAUGUUCCGCUACAACAAUUUUUGGUGGCGAGGGACGGACGACGAGGACAUCGAGGGCGAGUGA